Molecule: messenger RNA, 1736 nt
Organism: Topomyia yanbarensis
Lineage: Eukaryota; Metazoa; Arthropoda; Insecta; Diptera; Culicidae
Gene: RabX6
Product: ras-related protein Rab-4
Exons: 3
Coding region: 184-813 (209 amino acids)
Molecular function (GO): GTPase activity; GTP binding
Source: RefSeq, a predicted model, not a curated record
CCCUAUCAAACCUAAACAAAGUGCUGUCAAAUGGAUCAAGUCGUCUGCAAUUAAUUGGAUCAGUGCAAAAACAUUGGAAAGAGAAGUCCCAGACGGCUAAAAUAAUCACGAAAUUGGAAGGUGAUUACAGCAAAAGCUUAAAAGAAACCAAAUUACAUUUUUACUGAUCCCCACCGGCUGCAAAUGAUGGCCUCGGUGCGCAUUCCCGAGCAGAAAAUUAUCCUUUGUGGCGAGUAUGGGGUGGGGAAAAGUUCUAUUUUUCGACGCUUUGCUACUAAUACUUUUGUGACUACAACAGACCGGAGGUCAACCCUCGGAUUAGAUCAUUUUGAUCGGAGUUUUGCUGUGGGCGAGCGAAACGUUAAGUUGCAACUGUGGGAUACCGGUGGUAUGGAGCGCGUUGCUUCGGUUACUUCAAGUUACUACAAGUUCGCUGAAGCUGCAGUGCUAGUUUUCGCACUGGACAAUUUGGCCUCAUUUCAUUCCCUUUCGCAGCACAUGCUAGACGUGGUAACCUACGCGGAGAAUGCAAAAAUCUUCCUGGUCGGGAAUAAAUUCGACCUAGAGCAAACCGGUGAUCCGGAGGUAACCGAUGCGGACAUGGAAUCUUUUUGCGAGCAGUGUCACAGCCUCAUUAGUGCGACCUACAAGACGUCCUGUAAAACGGGCGAAGGGUUGGAAGAGAUGUUUCAGGACAUUGCAAACACCUUGGUGGAAUCGAAUCGAUCCCGACUAGAACUGCAAGCGCUGGAGCAGCAUGGGUUCAAGAUCGAACCGCCGGAAGAGUUCGGCGAGCCGUCAUGUCUUUGCUAGUAUUUCGUGCCCUAAACAGGGCACUUUUGUUUAGUAGAAGAUUUUGUGGGUUUCGUCAGCCGUCCGGAUGCGUUUUGAAUGGUGGAGUUGUGAUUGAAAACACUUCGUUGUCUCAAUGUGUUCAGUUUCAAACUAGAAACAUUGCAGAGGUAGCACGAGUGCCAUAGAAAUGGAAUGUGGUGGAUUUAAAUGGAUAAAUUUUAUAUUAUAAAACAUUGACGGAUAAAAUGGUGAUGAAAAUUCAGCAGUUCAUUACAUCGGCGUCAAUCCGUCAGCAGUCAUAACAUACGCUUCAUAGAUAUUUAUGGAGCUUAUAGUAAUUUACAGUAGAUUAUAUCGGUAUCAUUUGAGUCCUAAUAAGAUAUUCCCAAAGCAUAUAAAUUUCUUCGGCUUUUGACCACAAAGUAGAACAAAACAUUGCAGUAAUGCUUAAUAGUUCACUAACACUGACUGCUUUUAAACAUAAGGUACUCAGUAUGGUGCUGAGGUGGAGAUGCGAUUAUAUGCAGCUAUCGCCACAUAAACCAUAUAACUAUAAAAGCAUAACUAAAUCUUGCUAGAUUUCCAAAUGUUUAUUUUGCUUAAUUAUUUGUUCAGCAGUUUAGUAGCUAUAUGUCGUAGUGUGAAACAUCAUGUAGUCUGUCCCUUAUUUGUCAUUGGAGAGCAUUGGUCUCAGGAAAAAUGUAUUUAAUGCGAACAAAAAAUUCAUUGUUUUUAAUGCUAUGAGGAUAUUUGGCGUGUUAGUUUUGCACUUCGAAGAUGUACGAAUUCUGGACAAUCCGUGCUCGUGGUCAUCGAGGAAAUUAGGUUUUGGUUUGUUUGCACUGAUUCCGCAUAUAAUCGGAAACUUUUUAUAAACAUAGUAGUUGUAGAUUCCAAUUAUGUAGUACAUAUAUCCAAUUAGAACAUACAUUAUUAAUAAA